AUGUUGAGCUCGACGGUAGCGUGCUUGAAGCAGAAGAACAUGGAUCUGGAGGCGCUGGGCUGCCUCGAGCAGAGUUUAUGGCUCAAGCGGCGCAUGUUCGGCGUGGAUAAUUCCGUUGUGCACAAGGCACUGAACGAGGUCAUGCUGAGCUACAAUUCCGUGGCCAUGCAGUAUCUCUCACAGGGGCAAUUCGACCAGUGUUUAGCCAUGUUACGCAAGGCGGAGGCCAUCACGGCCCCUGGUAACUUCAAGAGAUGCCAGGCUCUACAGAUUCUUACGUUCAAUAACAUCGGCUGCUGCUAUCGGAAGCUCGGCAAGCUCAAGUCUGCGCUAAAGUAUCUGAAGGAGGCCGCACAGAUCGGAUCGGGCUCCGCGCACGUGAAGAACCUAUCGAUCACGCAUCUUAACCUGUGCGCUAUCCAGUCUCAGCUUGGCCGUCAUGAUCUGGCGUUAGAGCACGCCCAAGCUGCUAUUUUCCAUACGCAAGAGGAGCUCGUAAGUCUCGAAGAUGGGGCUAUGAAUGAGCGGGAUGAAGACGGCAAAUGUGACGGGGACGAGAGGGACCAGACCGCAUUGGUUGAUGCGUUGGACCCAAAGACCCGCGAGGAGAAGAUUAUCUCGCUUGCUGUGGCGUACCACAACCUGGCGGUGGAACUCGAAUUCAACGGACGCGGGGAGGCGAGCUUGCAAUGGUACAAGAAGGCGCUGCAGCUGGUGUGGAAGUACCGGGAGACGAACGAGGCGCUGUGCGAGUCCUUCAAGAAGAUUUUUCUCGACGCCAAGAAGAAGCAGCAAACGGCGAACGUCCGGCAGAAUGGCGUCCCUGCGCCUGCCUGCACAGCUAACAGCUCCGCUAAUGGACGCCGGCCGAUCACUCGUCCGAGGUCUGCCCAUGCCUCAUCUCGAUGUGCAAGCGACGCUGACAGAGGGGACGUAUCCUACAGCUCCACAGUCGCCUCCCACUGCUACAAAGCUACCAAGCCGUCGACAGCAGGACUGCGUUACGGAUCCCCACGUAAUACAGCAGCAGCAGCUCGAGGCGUAAGGCCUCAGCGCCCAGCUUCCGCAACGACUCGGCAGCGACCAAUGUCAGCUAAACCGUCAACACGUCCGAACUACCGCAAUUCAUCGCACGGCUCCCGCGAUUCCGCCGAGGACGCGUUUGAAUCGCACUGGAAGAAGCUCGAGAAGGAGCACGCUCUGAAUGACUUCCACUCGCCCCCAAUGGCACCAUCAAAGUCGGAACGAAGAGCUCACCGCCCUCAAAGUGCAGGAAGCGCCACUGCUGCAGCUCGACGACGAAACCCGGUGUCAGUGGACACUCAGAGGCGGCAAAAGCUGCAGGGACAGCUGUACUUCGCUGCGAAAGACGAGGAUUUCAUUGGGAAUGACGAAGACUACGGCGUUAUACUUGACGACGGUGAUUGCGACGAUGGAUUCGAUGACUAUCCUGGAACUGCGCCUUCAGACUGCAGCAACAACCAACACGAGAGGGAACCGCGCAGUCGGACUGCUACUAGCGUACAAAACGGGCGGCAGUCUAAUGCAAGGAAUCAACGCUCGUCUAGGCAUCGCAGAGCACUGGAUGAUAGUCGCUCACAGGCUUCACUCGACCCGAGUGAAGGAGCUUCUGACAGUGAAUCAGUAGCUUCUUCGAGUCGCGGACCCGAAGAGAAUUCACCAGGUGCGUCUCAAACAGGUUACAGUGGAGACGACGACACGGAGCCAGACCUGCCAGCCAAGCGCGUCGGCCACAUGGAAUAUCUGCGGCGCAUGAAGAAGCUGGCCGAAAGCAUUAAGGACGAUCUGAAUGGAGCAGGGAAUCGGUCACCAACAGUGAAGCCGGUAGACCUAGCAGCAAACCACGCAAGGAGUCCAAGGAAUAGUGAAUGUGGAUCAAGGGUGUCAACGCCUCGAAGCGCUACUUCGAAACUCCGCGACCGAAUUGAGCAAGCAAGACGUGAUUCGUGGGAUACUUUAAAUGAAGGUGACGCGUGUAGUGACAAAUCUGACCAAGUGCAGCCCGCAGCACUUGCGUCGGAGCACCAGAACAACAGCGUAGUGGGUGGUGAUGAUGGAAUCGAACUUACGGAAGAUGCCAAUGUCUUUGAAUCUGACAUUGCGGCGCGUGAUGCAGAGCUACAAUUGUUCCACGUAGCUGCUGGCAGCCGGCUGCAGGCUUUCUUCCGUGGUCAGCGCUGCCGAGCGGAGGUGAAUCAGUUGAAACGGGCAAGCCUGCGUUCCUUUCUUACAUUGUUGUUUCUGCGGUAUGGCUCACUGUAUUCUUAUGCCUUAGGUCAAACUUGA
Molecule: messenger RNA, 2307 nt
Organism: Phytophthora sojae
Lineage: Eukaryota; Oomycota; Peronosporomycetes; Peronosporales; Peronosporaceae
Exons: 1
Coding region: 1-2307 (768 amino acids)
Molecular function (GO): protein binding
Source: RefSeq, a predicted model, not a curated record